Molecule: messenger RNA, 2063 nt
Organism: Drosophila hydei
Lineage: Eukaryota; Metazoa; Arthropoda; Insecta; Diptera; Drosophilidae
Product: esterase B1
Exons: 4
Coding region: 195-1883 (562 amino acids)
Source: RefSeq, a predicted model, not a curated record
CUCGUGCAGAGCGGUCCGUGUUUAUUUUGGCAGUGUCUGGCGUGCGGGAUAGCUGAUCAAUUAGUAUUUAUUAUUUACUUUCGCUGCCCGCCCCACUUACAGAGCCGCGCCUGAAAUAAAGCAUAGGGCCGUGAAACUUAGCUGCUUGCUUUACUGUUCGUCUGUGGGCUUCUACGUACCCCAGCUGCGUUGCAAUGGCUGUGCGAUUUAUGGAUAUGUUAAAACUCACCUUUAAGGUGCUCAGCUUUAAGUACGAACAGCGUCGCCUGACCACAGCGAUCUACUCGGUGGUGAAGACGCAGCUGGGCACAGUGCGUGGGGUGAAGCGGAAUACCAUAUGGGGUGGCAGCUAUUACAGCUUCGAGAAAAUACCCUUUGCCAAGCCGCCGUUGGGUGAGCUGCGCUUCAAGGCGCCGGAGCCGGUGGAGCCAUGGGAUCGUGAGCUGGACUGCACCUCACCCGGCGAGAAGCCGCUGCAGACACAUCCAUUCUUUCGCAAAUUCGCUGGCUCUGAGGAUUGCCUGUACUUGAACGUAUAUGCCAAGGACCUGCAGCCGAACAAGCUGCGUCCUGUGCUGGUCUGGAUCUACGGUGGCGGCUACCAGGUGGGCGAGGCCUCGCGGGACAUGUACAGCCCCGACUUCUUUAUGUCCAAGGAUGUUGUAUUGGUGAGCAUAAGCUAUCGAGUGGGCGCUCUGGGCUUCCUCAGCCUCGAGGAUCCGGCACUUGAUGUGCCUGGCAACGCCGGCCUCAAGGACCAGCUUAUGGGUCUGCGCUGGGUGCACGAUAACAUUGAAGCCUUUGGCGGAGAUCCCAGCAAUGUGACGGUGUUUGGUGAGAGCGCAGGCGGCGCUUCCACACAUCUGCUCUCGCUCAGCCCCCUAACGGAGGGUCUGAUGCACAGGGCCAUCAUCAUGUCAGGGAGCGCGCUGUGUCCUUGGACGCAGCCGCCAAACAACCAGUGGACAUAUCGACUAGCCCAAAAGCUGGGCUACACGGGCGAGCAGAAGGAUCGCGAAAUAUUUCAGUAUUUGCGCGCUGCCAAGGGCGGAGACAUUGUGAAGGCCACGUCCCAAGUGCUUAACAAGGAGGAGAAACACCACCGCGUUCUGUUUGCUUUUGGCCCGGUUGUCGAGCCUUACAAAACGAAGCACACGCUAAUCGGUCAGUCGCCCUAUGAGCUGAUGCAGCAGACCUGGAGUCGGCGUAUUCCCAUGAUGCUUGGAGGCACCAGCUUCGAGGGGCUACUCUUCUAUCCAGAGGUCAUGCGUCGUCCUGCCACAUUGGACGAGGUGGGCGACUGUCAGAAUGUGCUGCCCCUUGAUCUGGGCGCGAAUCUGGACCCGAAGCUGCGCGAGAGCUAUGCACGGCAGCUAAAGCGCGCCUACUUCGGGGAGGAGUCGUGCAACCAGGCCAACAUGAUGAAGUUCCUCGAGCUGGAGUCUCAUCGCGAGUUCUGGCAUCCCAUCUACCGCACAGCCCUCUCUCGACUGCGCACGGGCAGCGCUCCCACCUAUCUGUACCGCUUCGAUCAUGACUCCAAGCUCUGCAAUGGCAUACGCAUUGUGCUAUGUGGCAAUGAGAUGCGUGGCGUUUGCCAUGGCGACGAUCUCUGCUACAUUUUCCACAGCAUGCUGUCAAAUCAAGCAGCUGCGGGCUCACCGGAGCACAAAAUCAUCUCCGGCAUGAUCGAUAUCUGGACGAGCUUUGCGGCUAAUGGGGAUCCCAAUUGCGAGAGCAUCAAGCAGCUCAAAUUUGCGCCAUUGCAGGACGAGACACACGUCGAGUGCUUGAACAUUGGACAGGACUUUGAGGUCAAAGCGCUGCCCGAGCUGGCAAAAUUGCACCUCUGGGAUGGCUUCUAUGCUAGAAACAUACUUUGAGCUAGUCUAGUUGUGGGUUGUAAUUGGUUUUAUAGCUUUAGCUAACAUGAAUUUAAGGCCUUGCUUUUAAUGUACAUAUGUUGUGUGUAUAUAUAUGAUAUAUCCUACGAGAAUUAGUUUUUUUAAUGUUUUGUAACAACAAGUUGUGCUUAUUAAAGCUUGGUUUAUUUCGAGCAAAUA